Molecule: messenger RNA, 1028 nt
Organism: Impatiens glandulifera
Lineage: Eukaryota; Viridiplantae; Streptophyta; Magnoliopsida; Ericales; Balsaminaceae
Product: F-box protein PP2-A13-like
Exons: 2
Coding region: 52-909 (285 amino acids)
Molecular function (GO): protein binding
Source: RefSeq, a predicted model, not a curated record
CUACAUGUCAUUCCUCAUCCACUCUUCUGAAUCAUUCUUUCAUGUUUUUUGAUGGGUUCUGGAUUUUCAUUCCUUUCGACGCCAAUGGAUAACAGUUCUACUCGCCGGAGGAGGACGCCGGAGCUCGGCGACUUGCCGGAGGAUUGCGUAGCGGAGGUGUUAUCGCACCUUGAUCCGCCGGAGAUUUGUCGGCUGGCGAAACUAAACCUAGCCUUUCGCGGCGCAUCGUCGGCUGAUUUCGUCUGGGAAUCUAAAUUGCCGGCGAAUUAUGAGUCUAUAAUUCACAGGGUUUUCGAAAGUUUCCCGAUGUCCUUGUGCAAGAAGGAUAUUUACGGGAAGCUUUGCCGGCCAAUUGAUAUCGAUGGAGGGACAAAGAGAUUUUGGUUGGAUAAAGUUAGAGGGAAGGCUUGUCUGUCAAUAUCUUCGCAAGGAUUAUCCAUAACCGGAGUUGAUGACCGGAGAUAUUGGAAUCGGAUAUCAACCAAUGAAUCUAGGUUUGGUACAAUCGCAUAUCUCCAGCAAACAUGGUGGCUUGAGAUAGAGGGUGAAGUCGAAUUCCCAUUCCCAGUUGGAACUUACAGUGUGUUCGUCAGGCUGCAAUUGGGACAAACAACAUCAAAUAGAUUUGGUCGGCAGACAUGCAACACACAGCAUGUUCAUGGUUGGGAUAAGAAGCCAGUACAAUUCAAGAUCACAACAUCAUCUGAUCAACCUCUAGUUUCCCAGAGAUUCUUAGGGGAAACUGGAAAAUGGGUUCUUCAUCACUGCGGAGAUUUUGUAGUAGAGGAUUGUAGUAAACCGGUUAGGGUCAAGUUUUCGAUGACUCAAAUAGAUUGUACUCAUACCAAAGGUGGUCUAUGUGUUGAUUCAGUUUUGAUAUAUCCUAGCCAGUUUAGAAGGGAAGGUUAGCUUUUUUAGGUUGCUGUUAAAUCUUCUCUUGUCUAUAAAAAAUAAAAUAGUUGUUUGAACUUGGCAUUAUUUAUAAAAGAAGAUCUCUAAAAGAGGCAUUAAAUCUUUUACUGCUACUA